Lethenteron reissneri (Far Eastern brook lamprey) is the source of this 3064-nucleotide messenger RNA. It is a transcript of the gene C26H16orf89, whose product is annotated as chromosome 26 C16orf89 homolog. NCBI's taxonomy places the organism in Eukaryota, Metazoa, Chordata, Hyperoartia, Petromyzontiformes, Petromyzontidae. Gene Ontology annotation, cellular component: cytosol; membrane. The record is from RefSeq and is a predicted model, not a curated record.
ACUCAUCCCUGUCUCAACACUGCACAAGAGAGCGAGAAGUGAGCAUUACGCUGCCAUGUCAAUAAAACCCGACUGCAUCUAACGCUUAUGAGUUGUAUGUUGCCAAAGAGAGAGCGUGAGUAUGGAUGUGAGAGAUAUCGGGUGUGAAUGCGUGUAAGAGGAUCAUUACACCUCCUGCCGCGUCUCUCGCGGAAGACUACACCAUUGAUCGCAUUCACCAGCGGUGUUAACGUCCACGCAGCCGUGACGAGGAGGUGGUGGGGGCAGGCUCCGUGUCGUUUGUGUGCGUACCAGUCGAGGAGGGGUGCUGCCCGUGUACUUGUGUUGCAUCAGAUGGUCCCGUUGCCAGUGUCAGGAUACGCAGAGUGUGCAUGCGCAUGCUACAGGGACGCUUAGUAGGGAUGGCGACUGCAGUGCUGCUAAUAAUCGUAACUUUAAUCGGCGCUACUACUCACACCCCUUCACCUGGGACCGGUCCACCUGGGAAGUGUCCUCGGGGUGAGGAUCUCGGUGGUGCUGGGAGUGUGGGUCUCAGAAGAGCUGGGAGUGAGGAUGUGGGGAGAGCUGCGAGUGAGAGUCUGGGAGGAUUUGGAGGUGAGAGUCCGGGAGAAGGUGGAAUCGAAGACCUGGGAAUGCCGUCUCGAGAGGAGGCUCUUCACGCCACGGUGCAGGCGCUGGAACGAGCUGCUCGUUUUUUGGAGGCGUCGCGGGAGCUCCUGAACUUUGACGGCGUCAUCGGAUUCCGCAUGAUGCACGCUCAGUUGGCGGACGGUCUGCAGCUGGAGGCGGCGCUGUGUGGGGAGCGUGGUGGAGCGCUGCGCGUGACCCCCAUGGUGGAGCGCGUGCGGGAGCUCGCAUUGCGCGUGCACGAGCUCAGUUCAGACGCCCUGCAACACGCCUGCCUCUCUCUGCCCCAUUACUGCUGGAAGAUGGCUCCGUUGGCUAUCUCAACUUUGUGGUCAAACACAGAGCCAAGUUCCCGCUGCUCGCACAUGCCCCUUCCAAACAGCCGGCGGCACGCAACUCGCAUGGAGGCAGAGGAGACGGCUGAGAAUUCACUUGAGAGCUCCAUGGAGUCUCUCUUCCCUCUGCCGAGCUCGGCGUGCAUCCGUGACGAAAACUCAAGCGACAGCUGCCUCAGCAGCCUGCUGGGCACCAGGCCCGGCGUGGCAGUGUGCACCGUGCCGACGCCGUGUGCCCGCUGGGCGCGUGCUAGUGGGUGCACAGGCUACGCGCUCUCCCAUCAGCUGCUCUACCUGUUCGUGGCAACACAGAUCGGCUGCCCCUGGUCUCGGGGCCCGGACGUAUCGGCGCAGCAGGGGGCUCUGUGCGCGCGGAUGAUGCGGCACAACGGCGCCCUGGCCGCACUGGGACUCCCACAGCCGCAGGAGGACCUCUUCGUGGAGAACAUGCUGUUGUGCUCCAUGGCGGGGAGGCGCAUGGGGCUGCAGGCUGCGUGGCUCAGAAGAGUCGUGCACAUGCAGCACCCACACAGCGGCUGCUUCAAGACUCCCGCAACACGAGGCAGUUCCCACAGGGAGCCAGUGGGACUCGAGCGGCUUCACAAGAGGAGAGAGAAGCGGAUCGAUGGUGGCUGCUCAAGCCACAAGACUGCGGUCGCCGUGGGUCUCCUGGGUUGCUUUGUGCGCGAGUUGCUGCCCCUCGUCUCCUGCGCCGCGGAACCAAUUCUGCCACGGAGUGGGCGUCGUGGAUGGAUGGAUUCCCUCCUCGCCCUACCCAGCGAUUCGGCCCCAGUCGCAGGCAGGUUGUGGAGUAAACGCCAACAGGGCUCGUCGGAGACGACCGCUCGGAGUGAGAGUUUUCUCUAGUACAGUAUAUCCUUGGAUUGCGAGUAACUUGGUCUGCGAGUGUUUUGCAAGACGAGCAAAUUUUUUAAGUAAAUAUUAAUUUGAUAAACGAGCGAGGUCUCGCAAUACGAGUAGAACGUGUAUACGCUUUGUCUGCCGAGCGUCACGUGAUCACAACUGAUAUGCGAGUGCUUUGAUAUACGAGUGCUUUGGAUUACAAACACGUUUCCGGAACGAAUUAUGCUCGCAAUCCAAGGUUUUACUGUAGUUUUAAGAACAGCGCCAAAUAAAUGUUGAUUGCGAUGAAGGUUUCAGUCGGGGAGAGACGCUCUCUCAGAAGUAUUUCAGAAUCACAAGACUCAUUCAGACUGGAGGAGGAAUCUGCCGAUGAGCUAUAAGGCUCUUUCACAGAUGUUCAGCAGGAGCGGGUCAGAAUGUUACAACAGCAAACAACACAAAGACACCAUAGGAGGUGCAAACGUAUCAGAAAGGUAAACAAAUGACGAAGCAAAAUGAGCUUAUUAGCUUCUAUUUGUUGGCGAGUUGUCACAGGGUUUCCAGUUACCGCGACCCACGUGACACACUAAGCAAUCAACACUGGCUUAUCACGUGGAACACGUAUGCACACACACGGAACACGUGCACACACGCACCUCCGUUUAGCACGGUUGGCUACGUACGGUGCGAAAGAAGUUCAACAUACACGCACACUGAGAUCUUAAUUCGAAUUGGCUAUUAACGCAAGACGGAGCGUUCAUCGCUUUGCGCGUCACACAGGAGCCUGCUGGAACGAGCUAAUUCGUAUUUGAAUGGGGAGUGAAUUGGUAAACGGAGAAAGAUGUCGCGUGGUGGUUCGCGAGGACUGGAGUUUGCGAAACCCGAUCUUUGAGUGGACAUCUCGUUCGUAAAAACAAAUUCGCUGUUUACAUCUGGUUAUUAAAACAAAUUCGCUGGAAUAAACGAUUCACAAUAACAACACAUGAAUGCUCCACAAGAGCUUCAAGCCACAAAGUUUCACAACAAUGAUGCAACAUUAAAACAAGUUCGCUGCUUAGUUGAAGCUGCCUCGUGUUUGAGAAUUGUUUUUUUCUUCUGGGUUUGCUUCACCUUCGUUUGUUAAGACUCCGUACACAACGCUUCUCCACUUUCCCCGGGGGGUAGGAAUUGACAGUUACAGCGAUGUGCUUCUGUGAGCGUGAUGUGUGGGCAUUUGUGACUGUGGAUCGAUUCGUUCGUCAUUAAAUGCCCUACAAACG